AUGAGAACCGCUCCAAAUCCUGAAAUUCGAGGAAAGAAAUUUGUACCAAACAAAUACAAUACAAAUAGUUAUCGAAUAUUCGGAGAACAAGAUUCUGAACAAGAUAAUGUCCAAACGCGAAAUGGAUAUCCUCGUCCUGCGCCAUUUUAUACAGACCCAAAUAUGAACUUUACAUCAGCACAAGCGCCAGAGCCACGCAAUGAUCCAUAUGCUGCACGUCGAAUGAAUAUAAGUCAAACGAAUAUAGCUCAAUCAAAUGCUCCUACAGCUGGUGUAGGAAGACCUGGUAGUUAUCAGAGAGAAGAAUCACGUUGGUGGGAUUGGUCACAUUCGAAAGUGGAAGCAAGUCCACCAAUCAGAAAAACUCAAGAUGAUCGGAUAAAAACAAGAGAAAAUUCAUAUCAAAACAUAUUUCAUUAUGGAACAGAACAAGAUACAUCAAAUCAACAGAAAAAUGGUCGUUAUUCAGCUAAUCCUCAACAUAUACGUACAUUAGGAAUUGUACCAGUUACUGAAUUAAAAUCAGAUGGCUUACAGUUCGGUAAUCAAAACUUUAUUGAAAAACUUUCGAAUGAACAACCAUAUAAUAAUCGAAAUCCAAUGAACUAUCCACGUCGUGAACCACAAUAUGAUGACAUGGUUAUGGAUCAACCAAAACCUCUUACAAAACCAAUAGAUCGAAGCCAAUUUGCAUCAGCAACUAAAGGUGAACGUCAACAUAGUAUGUGGGAUUUAUUUCAUCCACAUGUAGAUAAUCAAGAAAAUCCCACAAAUAAUUCUCGUAAAAAUCAACGUCCACCAUUACCUGAAAUGAAACGUACAGAAACAUUUGAUCGUACUUGGCAAAAUGCACCCUAUGCAUUUGAUUAUCCAAAUGAUCAAGAUUUUAAUCAAUGA
Messenger RNA from Adineta steineri, 897 nucleotides. The record is from the annotation of a GenBank genome assembly. NCBI's taxonomy places the organism in Eukaryota, Metazoa, Rotifera, Eurotatoria, Adinetida, Adinetidae.